UUGCUUAUAGAACGUUUUUUAGUCAAACUUGAAUGCCAAACCGGUUAUGAAAGAUUCAGAGAAGCUUGCUAUCAUAUCUUCAACUAUACUUUAAACUUCAUUGAAGCGGAACAGUUCUGUGUCAAUGACGGUGGGCACCUAGCUUCAGUUCAUGAUAACGAAGAAGCUGCUUUUCUUGUUCAAAUGAUCAAGGAAAAAAGUGCGCUAAUGAUCGGUUAUAACGGCCGCAAUUGGACAGAUGGCAGUUCGACCAGUUACAUUGCAAAUCAAAGUCUUUUAUUAAACUAUCUGAUCCCAUCCCCAGUCUUUGAGGACCGUUCAGUUGCUCAACAGUUGUAUCUCGUCGCCGACAGCAACAACUUUUUUUUCAGCUACAGUGUUGUGGAACAUCCCAGCGUACCCUUUGCUUGCGAAAGGCCUGCUUAUUAUAAUACUGAUCGGUCGUGUCCUCAAAAUAAUAUUUUUGCUGGCUUCAGCACGGUCACUUCUCCUGGUUAUCCAAAAAAAUAUCAUGCCGGAUAUAACCUCAACUGUACAUAUUAUUUCGCUGCUGAAUCUGGUCACCUUGGUCACAUACAAUUUAAAGAUGUUGACUUGAAUGGAGACUACGUUAAGGUCUAUGAUGGAUGGAAUCCGUUGGAAAGGAGAGCAAUUGGGAUUGUUACUGGUAAUAACAAAAACACAGCCACAAGUUUUAAAACGACAAUGACGAGUUUGAUUAGUAUUGAAUUUAUUGGCAACUACACUGGCAAAUGGCUAGCCAAUUUUACUUCUGAAAAAGCGUUGUCGGGUGGAACCAAGAAUGGCAUUUCCAGCGAGUCAGAUGAGCGCGCUGAAACGUCUGAUGAGCAGAGCGAUUCCAAACAGUAUGAGGAAGAAACUGCUUUUAUGAGCGCAGAAGACAAUGAUGACCAGGUGCUGACAAGCCCAGCUACACUAGGAUCUGCCGAGAAUAUAUUAUCUCAAGAAGACGUAGCAAGCGAGGAGCAGAUACCGGAUUACGAUUACGAAAAAAGUUGA
Messenger RNA from Enterobius vermicularis (human pinworm), 1020 nucleotides. Lineage: Eukaryota; Metazoa; Nematoda; Chromadorea; Rhabditida; Oxyuridae. The record is from the annotation of a GenBank genome assembly.